UCUAGAAGGGUUCAUUUGGUUCCGCCCCUUUUCUGUAAACCACGCCCCCUUCUCGGCGCUUUUAGUCCUCAAGCCACGCCUCCUCCUGCCGCCGCUUCUCUGUCCCCGCCUCUUCGGCUUCAGGCCUCAGACUAGAGCUCACACAGGAAGACACGCCCCCUUGGAUUCAUCGCACCAAUAGGAGAGCUCUUCGCCUCUCUGUCCCCGCCUCUUCGGCGCCAGGCCUCAGAAUGGAGUUUACACAGGAGGACACGCCCCCUUAGGUUCAUCGCACCAAUAGGAGAGCUCUUCGCCUCUGUCCCGCCUCUUCAGCUCCAGGCCUCAGAAUAGAGCUUACACAGGAGGACGCGCCCCCUUAGGUUCAUCGCACCAAUAGGAGAGUUCUUCGCCUCUCUGUCCCCGCCUCUUCGGCGCCAGGCCUCAGAAUAGAGCUCACACAGGAGGACACGCCCCCUUAGGUUCAUCGCACCAAUGGGAGGGCUCGCUGGCUCGCUCCGCCCCCUGGCAGGGCUCGCCCCGCUGUUGGAGCGGCCGCCAUCUUGGAAGCCAGAAGGGAGUGCUGAGGCAGAGCUGGAGGUUGCCUCCUCCUCCUCCUGGGGUCGCCAUGGCAACCACUACUGCUAGCCAAGAAAUGGCCUCGGAUGUUUCCUCUUUGGGUUCACCAUCCGGGACAUCAGGAGCAGGAGCGCAUUCUGGAGGAGGCAUCGUCCAGAGAACCAACAAGCGGAGGACAGGGCUCGAGUUCGACGACGACGGUGAAGGGAACAGCAAAUUUCUCAGAUGCGAUGAUGACCAACUCCCAAAUGACAAAGAGAGGUUUGCAAGGUCGGAUGAUGAGCAGAGUUCAGCGGAUAAGGAAAGACUGGCCAG
Anolis carolinensis (green anole) is the source of this 870-nucleotide messenger RNA. RefSeq names its product aryl hydrocarbon receptor nuclear translocator (gene arnt). NCBI's taxonomy places the organism in Eukaryota, Metazoa, Chordata, Lepidosauria, Squamata, Anolidae. Gene Ontology annotation, cellular component: transcription regulator complex; nucleus; cytoplasm. The record is from RefSeq and is a predicted model, not a curated record. Gene Ontology annotation, biological process: regulation of transcription by RNA polymerase II. Gene Ontology annotation, molecular function: DNA-binding transcription factor activity, RNA polymerase II-specific; RNA polymerase II cis-regulatory region sequence-specific DNA binding; protein dimerization activity.